Mytilus californianus (California mussel) is the source of this 5686-nucleotide messenger RNA. RefSeq names its product guanine nucleotide-binding protein subunit alpha-12-like. Gene Ontology annotation, molecular function: D5 dopamine receptor binding; GTPase activity; guanyl nucleotide binding. The coding region runs from base 55 to 1137 and encodes 360 amino acids. Gene Ontology annotation, biological process: Rho protein signal transduction; adenylate cyclase-modulating G protein-coupled receptor signaling pathway. The transcript is spliced from 3 exons. Gene Ontology annotation, cellular component: heterotrimeric G-protein complex; brush border membrane. Lineage: Eukaryota; Metazoa; Mollusca; Bivalvia; Mytilida; Mytilidae. The record is from RefSeq and is a predicted model, not a curated record.
UUAACCGGAAGUUGGUUUGUUGAUUUGACGUCAUGGGCGGGGUGAAAGCCCACAAUGGCUGACAUAAUCAUGUCAUGCUGUAUGACCGAUACAGACAAACAGCAGAAAAAUAGGAGUAAAAUGAUCGAUAAAGCCUUAGCCAAAGAAAAGAUAACUUUUAGAAGAACAAUCAAAAUAUUACUUCUUGGUGCUGGAGAGAGUGGCAAAAGUACAUUUUUAAAACAAAUGAAAAUUAUUCAUGGACAAGAAUUUGACGAUGAGGCAGUUCGAGAAUUUAAAAGUGUGAUUUAUGGGAAUAUUGUUAAGGGAUUGAGAGUUCUUAUCGAUGCAAGGGAAAAGCUAAGCAUCCCUUGGGGAGACGAAGAAAAUGCUAAACAUGGCACCUUUGUUUUCGGCUGUGAAAACGCAAACAAACUUGAUGAAAUGACAUUUCAGAAAUAUAUUGAACCAAUGAUAGAAUUGUGGAAAGAUUCUGGCAUACAGCAAGCAUACGACAGAAGGCGUGAAUUUCAGCUGGGUGAUUCGUUGAAGUAUUUUGCAGACAACUUAGAAAAAGUUGGUCACCAGGAUUAUUCUCCUACUAAAUUGGACAUUCUACAUGCAAGAAAAGCUACCAAAGGAAUCACAGAACAUACUAUAGACAUCAAUGGUGUUCCAUUUCUCUUUGUUGAUGUAGGGGGUCAGAGGUCACAACGACAAAAAUGGUACUGGUGUUUCGAAAAUGUAACCUCCAUUCUUUUUAUAGCAUCUUCAAGUGAGUAUGAUCAAGUGUUACUGGAGGAUAGGAAGACAAAUAGGCUACAAGAGUCAUGUGACAUAUUUGAAACGAUAAUCAACAAUAGAACAUUUGCUAAUGUGUCAAUCAUUUUGUUUUUAAACAAAUUUGACCUUCUCAAGGAAAAAGUGCCCCGUGUUAGCAUAAAAGACUACUUUCCUGACUUCAAAGGAAAUCCACAUAACAUCAAUGAUGUACAGGAAUUUGAACUGAGUUUGUAUGACGAGUGUCGUAAGGAACGAGGAAAGCCUCUCUUUCAUCACUUUACAACAGCUAUAGAUACAGAAAACAUCAAGUUUGUGUUUCAAGCAGUGAAAGAUACGAUUCUUCAAGAAAACCUCAGGUCAUUGAUGUUACAGUAGUUACCAUAGUAACGCUCAAUGAGACUAGUCUUUUUUAGGGGAGAACUUGUUGUGAAUUGUUAGUAUUUAAUACAUUUUAUCUGAUAGUUUUAAACUUAUCGCAUACAAUGUGAUGUAGCACUCUGUCAAGAUGUCAAUGAUAUUGCAGCAACUAAGAGUACCUCUUAACUUGGUUAUCUGCCCUGAGGCGUUCAUUUGUUUCAUUCUGCUAUACUACACUGUUCCUUGAUAGAAAUUAAAACAAAUUGUAAAUUGAUUAAUUGUAUGCUUACACUUUAUAAAAUAAGUUGAUAUAUAUACAAUGUAUUGCAAAUAUUUUAAUCAUGCAUAUAAAUAUAUCUUAGUUGCUGUUUGAAUUCGUGAGUUGACAGUGAUUAUAUGUUUAAAACCUUUAAUCAUUUUUUUCAAAUUUAUGUUUAUGUAUGGACUUUAUCUUGCGAUAAACGCAUUGAAAAACUAAGAACAUUUUUUCAACAAUAUUUAAUUGUGGAUGAUGUUAUACAAAAUUAAAUACACUUUUCGCUUUUGUAUCCAGCAUUAUACAGUUGUCUUGUUUCAACUCUUUUCAGUCUGCUUUUUUUUUUCCAUAUUUCUUUUCUCUCCCUCCAAAUAGUUGCUCCCUAAGCAGAUGCUGAUGAAUGAAAAAUUUGAAAUUUCAGAUUUGUUUCUUUGCCAAUAUUUCAUUUUAAUUCCAUCAAUUACUUGAAAAGAAUAUAGGUAUUCUAUUUUUGAAUUAACAUUUAAAAAAAAAAUAUGUUCAAAUUCUUUCUUUUGGAAAGUGACUUUUUAUCCAGAUAUUUAAGAAGUUAUCAAUUCAUUAUAAGCAAAUAUAAUCAGCAACCUGCUGAAAAGUUUGGGUACAUCAAGUUUUGGUUUAGAACAUUUAUGUCAUUGAUAAAAAUGCUAGAAGGACAACAUAUUUGAUAAAAUUAUAUAUUUUUAUAUAAACAUUAUGUAUAUGUAGCAAAUGGAAGCAGCCAGAUGGUAUGAGAAUUGUUCUUAAAAGAGACUUUUUCUUACUUUUUGGACCCUGAUCUUUUGGUUCAGGUAUGUUUUUUUUUUAUUUGAUAAAAGCAUCAAGGGACGCAGAAAAAUAUUAUAACAUGUAAUUGUGAUUCUAUAAACGAAGAAAGAUCAAACUAUGCCUUAAAGUGGAAAAAGCUCUCACUCUGUAUACAUGUAUGUUUUAUUUAAGUCUUAAAAUAUUUAAAAAAAAAAAGAAAGAAAUAAUAACUUUAGUAGCCUUUAAUGAAAUUUAGAGACAUGAUAGUUAAAACAAUCUUAAUUCAAAUAAUACAUAAGCCCACCGAUUCUUAUAGAUCAGAGUAUAGGACAUAAGUGAAUGUUUGCUCAUACAAUAGGUAGGUUGAAGACGUCAGUAGCUGAAUUUAAUGCUGGAUAUCUUAUGAUGAAAGACCCAGCCAUUAAAUUGUCCACAGGCUUUUUGCCAUUUAAAAAUCACUUAUGACCAGUAAUUUUCUGGAACAUUUUUAUAAUAAGGAGUUUUAUACAAGUCAUCUAUUUUGAGUGUACUGAAUGGUAAAUAUUAAAACAAUUGUAAUUUUUUAAGACUGAUGGCCUUUAUAGAUUGAUGCUUUAUUUGCAUUUCAUUUUACCUGUUAGAUUUAUAAAUGUCAUAAUGAAAUGUCCAUGAGUAACUGUAAGCUUUUAAGUUCCCCUGGCCCUAUGGGCCACAUGAUCUAUUGGCAUCACACAGGGUCUGCUGUUGUCAUCCUCUGUUGUCGUAAACACACAAAAAAAUGUUCUACUCUGAAAACCACUGUAUCAAUUUUAACCAAACUUUGACUGAAUGAAACUUAGGGUAUUUAGUAUGCAGUUUGUAUUUUUGUUACUUAGAAUCAACCAACUUGGCCACAUAUUAUGAAUCUAAGUUUUACCUUCUUUCCGUUUUCCCCAAAAUAAUCAGAUAUCUAUUAAAUGAAUUAUUGCCCUUUAAUUAUUUUUUACCCAUAUUUUGUGUGGUUUAGAAUUAUUUUAUAAACUUAAAUAGAUAGAGAGAGACAGUGAAAAAAAGCUUAUAUCUUCAUCAUUUUAACUCGGGUGGAUAGUUGUCUCCUGUGGGAUUUACCACAUCUCCUUAUUUUGAUAAAAAUAACCAAUGGCAAUAAAGGUAAGAAUAAAAUCAAAAUGGCACUUUCUUUUCUAUCUUGAAGCAAAUCACGCUCUCUUGUUGUGAGUACAUCUCAACUUGUCCUAUCCCUCUAUAUUUUUAAAGACAAACAGCUUUCUUUUAAGUGACAAUCCUACAGUCAUACACAUUAUGUUUUGUUAAAUAUACCCUAAACUGAUUUAAAUGUUAAAGAAAGAUGAAGGUUUAUUUUACUGAUGCAUGUAAUUAGUGUUGAAGAGACUGGUUCAGGUUUAUAUUGGUUUAAUUGAUUCAUGCGAACAGUUUUAAAGUUUACUGAGAUAAAUUUCAGAAUAAUAACAGGAUACAAAUAUAUUUGGCUUUUUUCUUGAAUAAUAUUAAUGUACAUAUACAUUGAAUUAAUGUACAUGUUUGUAUGAUAAACAAAUUAUUACGAUGAAGAACAAAUACAGAAAACAUGCUGAUGAUUAUUGUAUUGUAGUAGUGUACAGUUUGUAAAAUCAUUUACCAUUAUUUACAUGAAUGUUAUUGGAUGAAACAUUUGUUAUAUGCAUAAUUUUUAUAAAUUAACACAAGUGCAAUGAAAUAAUUUUUUAGUUGUUGAGUGUAAAUCAUGGAUUAUGUGAGAUUGUGUCCGUGUAAGUCUGUGUCAUAUCUGUGUCAUAUCUGUGUCAUGUCUGUUGUUCAUGUUUAAUGUAGAACCAAUUGGUAUAUCAUUGUUUGUCAAGCCUGCAAUGAACCUUGCGGAAUAUGAGACAUAGGGAUGCUAAUUCGUCAGUGGCAACUAUUUGCAUAGAGCUUUAUAUUUCAGACGAUAGAAGACCUUGAUACUUCAUACAUGUAUCUUGUAUACAGAUGCCUUAUGUUAUGAUGUUUCAGUCUGGCAUAUACUUGUUGUCACUUACCUCAUUUUCAUGGUUCAGUGACUGCUUUAAAAAUGUACAGUUUUUUUAUCACAUGAUAUUUUUUUUUAUAAUGAGUAAUAGGACAACUUGAUUUGCUUCAUGUCUGUCAGACAGGGUUCACCUGACCAUGACCCUAUUUCAAUAUCAAUGAUCAACAUUAGGUUUCAAGGCUAGGUUGUUUUCUCAGAUACUAAAAGCAAUAGGUCACCUAUAAUUGGUGUAUGGAAUGAUUGUUACGUAUACAUGUCUGUCUUGCAGUGUUCAUCUGACCUUUCCCUCAUUUUAUGGUUCAUUGGUCUACAUUAAUUUUUCAUGCUUAUGUCUGUUUCUCAGAUACCAUAAGCGUUAAGUCAGCCAUAUUUGUUAAAUGGAAUAUUUGUUAGGUAAAAACGUCUGUCUGGCAUGCCUAAUCUGACCUUGAGUCUUGACCUCAUUUUCGUUAAUCAAUGAUGUACAGUUUAUGUGAAACCUGUAGAAGGACUUUAUAUUUAAGACUUUCAAAGUGAAAUUCAAUCAUGAAUAGUGAAAAAGGUGAGAAAAUUCAGAGCAUUCUCUCUUGUUUUAGUUUAAACUAUGAUCUCAUUACUUUAUUAAAUAUUUAAUUAAAAUCUCUGAGAAUUUUUUUCUGUAUGUUCAAGCUUAUCUUCUUUCUUGAAAUUUUUAGAUUUUCAGUAAAUUAUUUUGGCUUUUGGUUUAUACUUUUGGCUAGAAGUUUUUUUGUUGGUUUGAUAUAUUAAGAUAUGAAUUGUUAAAGGAAGAAAUAAUUAAUAUGAAGAAUAAAUUAUGUAUCUUAAAUAAGCAGAUGUGUUUCCUACUCUUUUUGUUAGUUGUGUUAUUAACACAGAAUUGUUAUAAUAUUAAAAUAGGCUUCAUUUAUGUUGGAAUCCUUGUAAGAGUUUAUUUGAAUUUUAUUUGACACAGUUUUUCAUUCUACAACAGAAAAAAGUAGUACUGUACUUCUUGACAAGUGGUUUCAUUGAUCUUGAAAAUGACUAAAAAUAUAUUUUGACAUGAGUCAUAUGUUUUUUGUAGGUGAAAAAGUUUCAUCUUUCUAGACAUCACUCGGCUCAAAUUUUUUUAAAGAUUAUAAUUCAUGGUUGACAAGUGUAGUUUCAUAUCUAAAGUAACCCUUAUGUUCAAUCCUACACCAUAUUUAAAAGGAUGAACUAAGAACUCAAAGGAACUGCUAAAAAUGAAGGAGAGAAAGGUCAUAAAUCUCACCCUUUUUUACAGUCUAACUCUUGUUAUCAAGAGGUACUAUAAAAUAAAGUAUUUACAACAAAAAUUCGAAGAAAAAAAAUCACAACAGGUCUUACUAGCUAUAUAUAGUCAAUUGAGGAAGUAAAAAGUGAAUAAGAUUAAUUUGAAGGAAGUGUCUCUAAUGUUUUAUCUUACCCUGUCUUUUUAAGGAGUAACUAAGAAAAAUAGGGACACGACUAAAGAAUAGGAAAAGAUUAAUAUAGUGGGUAGAACUAAGAAAAAUAGGGACAGGACUGAAGAAUUGGAAAAGAUUAAUAUAGUGGGUAGAACUAAG